UUCAUUUACAUUUCGUUACUAUGUAUUUUGCUACAGUUUGAGUUGCACGGUUACUUAAAUAAUAAGAAAAUGUUUCAUUCCUUUGUAGUGAUUUUUGUCUUCGUACUACUGAUUUUUACUCCAGACAAUGUAGAGACAAAACUUCAAUUAAGAUCAAGUGAAAUAAGACGAAGUAACAUGACAAAGUUAACUGUCGUUGAGAAAGAAACCAAUCGUCUAUACAAGAUAUUGAAUGAAACACGUGAGUUCCGUCUUUUAAGGUCUGAUAAUUCUUGUGAACAAUUGGACCCUAAAAUGCCGAACUUUAGGACACCGGGACGAAGGAUUAGUGAAGUUAAAUGCUUGGAACUGUUGUGGCAAAUUCGAUUCUAUGACGAACUGCUGAUAAGAACUGUACGUUGUGGACCUACAUUUGGGGAUAUAUUGGAUUUGAGAGUAAUCUUUGGAGGGGAUGACGCGGAGCCAGGAGAUUUCCCACAUAUGGGUGCCGUUGGAUGGAAGGCGGUAAGGGGGACGUGGAUCUUCAAAUGCGGCAGCACUCUCAUAAGCGACAAGUUUUUACUGACGGCAGCACACUGCACGCGCGCGGCUCGUACAGACACCAAGAUAGCAGACCCCGUACCGAAGAUAGUGAGACUUGGAGAAACUAAUAUUUUAGAUGAGAAUGAAAGCGGUGGUAUUCCCAUGGAUGUUGAAAUUUCAAGGUUGAUUGUCCACGAGAACUAUCGUUCGCCAAGCAAAUAUUUUGACAUUGCUCUCAUAGAACUAGAAGAGUCAGUUCUUUUUACUAUGAAAGGUCAUCCUGCGUGUCUUUUUACAAAUAACGUGGAUGAUAUAGAUGGCACCGCUUUCAUCACCGGCUGGGGACUUAUUGAAGCAGAUAGUGUCGAUAUAAAUCCGAAGCUUCAAGUGGCGGUUGUCGACUUGGUGGAUCACGAGCGUUGUGACAGCAUGUUGAAGAGGAAACGUAAUUACCGCUGGCGAGGACUGGCGCGACAUCAGCUCUGCGCUGGAGUACUCAAAGGAGGCGUUGAUACUUGUCAAGGAGAUUCAGGAGGUCCACUACAGAUGGAUAUAGAUAUGCCGUUCCACUCGGACUGGUCGAUGCACUUCGUUGCUGGGAUCACGUCUUUUGGUUAUGGAUGCGCGCGCGCAAACACUCCCAGUGUCUAUAUCAAAGUAUCAAGCUUUAUUGAUUGGAUCGAGAGUAUUGUUUGGGAGGAUGAAGAUGUUAAUGAAUAAAAUGAUGAUGUAAGUUACGUUAGUACCUUUGUACAGUAAACCUUGGGUUUGCUGCCAAGUUGUAGUGAAAAUAGGGUCUAAGUAAAACCGCCUGAUGUUUUGUAUUUUGAAUUUAAUUUACU
Papilio polytes (common Mormon) is the source of this 1364-nucleotide messenger RNA. RefSeq names its product trypsin 5G1-like. Gene Ontology annotation, biological process: proteolysis. Lineage: Eukaryota; Metazoa; Arthropoda; Insecta; Lepidoptera; Papilionidae. The coding region runs from base 70 to 1242 and encodes 390 amino acids. The transcript is spliced from 9 exons. The record is from RefSeq and is a predicted model, not a curated record. Gene Ontology annotation, molecular function: serine-type endopeptidase activity.